AUGGACGAGAAAGCACUACAACCCAUCAACGAGGAAGUCCGCUCCGCUUUAAGGUCACGACUUUCGGGGUACCAGGUUCUUCUAUUGGAAUACCAGACACCUCUCUUCCGCAAUGAGUUGCUCGAUGCAAUUAAACUUCACGAGGAGGCACUUCAGCGACCGGAUCCCACCGCGGCUGAACGUCAGCGGGUCAUCGACCAGCUCACGGUCCUUGAUAACAUGGAUGACCGGCUAAACAAACGUUGGGGGGAACUCCACAAGAGUAUGGAUUAUCGGGUGGUCCUUCUUGCCAACAUCUCUGAAUAUCAAAGAGCCUUGGGGGCAUGGUUGAUAUUGAAUUAUGGAGGAAAACCUCAUGAUCAACCCAGUCUUUGGGCAUCCAUGCUAGUGGGCGUCAUUGACGAUUUCCGAGAUGAUGCCAAUACCCUUGGAAAAGAUUUCAAGGUAUACCAAGAUGUUUUCGUGCGUCCAUUAAAGGAGAUGAUGUUGAACCAGGAUCACGUCGAAAAAAGGCUUAGGCUUGCUGCAGCGAGGCCAACAUAUUCUACUGGAGAGAUCCACCGGCUAAUCGAUCAAUGCGACUGGCCAAACCUAGCUGCCGCAGUGUUCCACGACCGCGAGCUUGCUGUAGUCGUAUUCGGCGCGAGGCCGCUCGACCCGAAGGUCUGGGAGCCUCAUAUAGGCAAGACAGCCUUACAAAGGAUCGACGAAUUAAGAGACAAAUAUUUCUCAGAGCUCUUGACACCGACCACCUACACAAUCAGUAGGCGCGCAAUAGCGUUGUCGACCAAGCAAGCUGCGCGUGCUGCCCACCACUCGUCUCCACGGCCUCUGUCUUCAGCCGGCAAUCAACACUCGGAAGAGUCCUCGGCGGUCACGGCUGCUAAGAGCGUCUACAACAAGUUUGUCAGUGGCCUCGGGCUUGGACGAACGGGCUCAAGUCUCAGAUCUAUAGCCCACAAUGGCCCCUCAACAACCUCGCCCAAGGAAAGUUUGGAUUCAAAAAAUCAAUUCGCAGACGAAACAGAGAUGUCUGAGUAG
Messenger RNA from Diaporthe amygdali, 1041 nucleotides. RefSeq lists its product as uncharacterized. The record is from RefSeq and is a predicted model, not a curated record. The transcript has a single exon. The coding region runs from base 1 to 1041 and encodes 346 amino acids. NCBI's taxonomy places the organism in Eukaryota, Fungi, Ascomycota, Sordariomycetes, Diaporthales, Diaporthaceae.